AUGUCCACAACACCGCUUGGCUGGGCAGCACCAAGACCACUGUUGCUGGGGGAAGCCUUAGAGGACUUGUGCGCCUCGCACUACCUCACCCAACAUGUCUCCGAACCAACCCGCAAGAACAACACACUGGACUUAGUUAUAUCUGACCUCCCAGGUGCAGCAUCUGUCACCACUGGUCCGCCGCUUGGACGCUCAGACCAUGUCACUAUCUUAACGGAGUUCAAGACCGUACGUCCCCGCAAGGAGCAACCGGCCCUAAGAAUCGUCUGGCAGUACGCUAGAGCAGACUGGGGAAGGAUGCGCGCACAUCUUAGCCGCAUUAACUGGCCAACUGUCCUAUCAAAUGACCCUGACGCUGCUUGUGAAGCCCUCACAGGAAUUGUGCGUGAUGCCAUGUCUCAGUUUAUUCCCUCCAAGACCAUUAAAGUAAUGGCCACUGACCCGGUCUGGUGGACACCUGCCUGCCAACAAGCGGUGCACCUAAAGCAACAAGCCUGGAGAGUUUGGAGGCAAGACCCCGAUAGCUUGCAACAGAAAGAAACCUUCCUGGCAUCCGUUACACAUUGUGUGCAUGUUCUGCAACAUGCCCAACAGCAAUGCAAAGAGCGAGCUUCUAGAAAGCUGUCAUCUGGCUCCUUGCAAGACAAGCAAUGGUGGACAGCUAUUAAGCGAGCUGCUGGUGUUAGCCGCCAAAGCGAUAUACCUGUCCUGGUCGACAGAUCUGGACACGAGCACACCACUGCUAGGGAGAAAGCCGAGUGCUUUGCCCAAUACUUUGCCAUGAAGUGCAGCCUCGGCUCCAACGAUUUCUCUGCCUCUGAUCAGCUCCCUGCUAUGCAACUUGAUGCUACGGCACCUCAGAUCACAGCCAUCCACUUUCGUCCAGCCAAUGUCCGUCGUCAACUAGCGGCGCUAAAUCCGCACAAGGCCACUGGCCCCGAUGGCAUAUCAGCUAGAGUCCUCAAGGAAUGCCACAGGGAGCUGGCAGAGCCUGCUGCUCGCUUGUUCUCUUGCUGCUUCAGAGCAGGGGUCCAGGCCAGCUUCCUGGAAACUAGCCCAUGUGUCCCCAUACACAAGAAGUCCUCCAAGUCAAUUGUUUCGAAUUAUCGACCUGUGUCUCUCCUCAGCAUCCUGUCGAAAGUAAUGGAGAGUAUAGCCAACUCCCAGCUUGUCAACUUCUUGGAACGCCACCGUCUGCUGAAUACUCGUCAAUACGGUUUUUGUCGUGGCACCGGAGGCUGCAGACCUCCUGACUGUCCUACAGUAUGA
Messenger RNA from Sycon ciliatum, 1269 nucleotides. RefSeq lists its product as uncharacterized. The coding region runs from base 1 to 1269 and encodes 422 amino acids. The record is from RefSeq and is a predicted model, not a curated record. NCBI's taxonomy places the organism in Eukaryota, Metazoa, Porifera, Calcarea, Leucosolenida, Sycettidae. The transcript has a single exon.